CACCAACACGCUUCUCUGGAAUCGUCGCUGUCGGGAAGCCGCCUCCGAUUCUGGGAAGAUUUGGAAUUCAUCAUCUGGACUGUGGACAGCGAAUGGUUUUUAUAAAGGAAAAAAAAGUUCCGUGUUGUCAUAUGUUUUGAAAACUCCGCUCCAGCGCAGCUGCUGACAGGAGGAGGCUGAAGACAGGAGGAGAUCAACAGGCGGGUUCUGGAGUCUGGAGGAGAUGAUGGAGGCCCUGUUUCCUCUGCUCAAGUCCCACCCAGGACUGUCAGUGGUGCUGUUCUUCCUGGUGUUCAGGGUGCUACACGUGCUCCUACAGAACCUGCCGGUGCCGAAGGUGGUGAGGCAUGAUGGCUUUCGCUCCUGGAAGUGGAAGAACAUCUCCCUGUCCAUGCUGCACUCCCUGCUGUCGGCGACAUGGUCUGUGACUUGUCUGGUGGUUUGGCCCGAGAUGCUCAGUGACAUCCACUACCACACCCCGAUCUCCUACCUGCUCGUCUGCGUCUCAACAGGCUAUUUUGUACACGACGCAUGUGAUAUUAUUUUGUCGGGUUAUGCCAGAGGAUCGUGGGAGUUCCUUCUGCAUCAUGCACUUGUGAUCUGGACCUUCCUGUACACCCUCUUCACUCGGCUGUACUUGGCCGGUGCUGUCAUCGCCCUCUUAGUGGAGGUCAACAGCGUGACCCUUCACUUCCGGAUGUUGCUGAAGUUGGCCGGCGCUCAGAACUCCUCGAUCUACUACAUCCACAAAUUCGUCAACCUGGCCACUUACUUCACUUUCCGCCUCAGCGCACAGUUCUACCUCACCUGGUACAUCGGGGUGAACUACUCCUCUCUGGUCCAUGGCGCGUACUUCCUGGCUUCCUUGAUCUUGAUGAACAUUAUGAUCGGGAUUUACUUGUACCGCCUGCUGCGCACCGACUUCUUUUCAGGGACGGGGAGGAGUGCUACAGUCCAGAACGGGACCCAUAACAACAAUGUUAAGAAGUUUCUCAGCGAUUGACUCAGGUCUGAUGGCAGGACUUUGACAGCGUAUGUUUUUAUAGUAGGGUGGAAGUUUUCAUAUAUUGUCUUCAUAACCAAUCACUAACACAGGUUACCUAAUGUAACACCUCUUCUAUGAGGCGUGCGAUGCCCUCUGACCGGGCUGCACGAUGGGUAAAACCUCUGGUUGGCAGCAAAGGAUCCACCCACCCUGCUGUUAGAAGGAGCUCCACCUUGUGGUCACGCUACAAUUUUCUGACAAGCUGGAGGGGUCGCUAGGCAACGAGGACAGAGGGCAUUGCAUGCCUCAUAGAACAGGUCUUACAUUAGGGAACCCUGUGUUCUAUUUCAGCAUGUUUAGCCCUUUGACCCGGCUUGGCAAUGGGUAACAGCGAAGGCCACCACCGUUUCUGCCAGUGGGCGCACGGAGAAGGGUUUGUCCUCUUGUUGAAUGUGGCGGCAUCAAUGUUGCUCCUAUGGUGACGGAAGAGGUUGAUGCCCUCCAACUUUACAGCACAUACCCUGCAGCUGAAGCUCUGUGGCGCUGCUGCCUCGCGCUCCCCAACCAUCCAAAUGUCUGUCAACUAGGGGCAUCCAGGGGUUGGCGUUUCACCUUCUUGGCCUUAUUCUAUCCCAUUGAUACACUGGAAGUAAAUGACAAUUGCUCAUAGUAGAAUUACUCACACUACUCAUCCAGCUUGAGGGGAAAAUGGAGGGUGAGCGUUUCCCUCACAAUCUGGCAAAACCAGAGGUUUUACCCGUUGCAAAGCCCAGUCUGAGGGCUAAAGAGUUAUUCUGCUUUUGUUUUUUUUGCCAGAGAACAAAAACAUUUGAUGAAGAAGGAAGCUGCCUCAGGAAAAACGAUCAACUCCUCAAACUCUCUUCCCUUUUGAAUGACAUUUACAGUCUUCUUAUAAAUGUCUUGAUCAAGUCUUGGAUUAUAAAAUUCAAUAGUCAGUAUAGGAGUUAAAAUUUGGAAUAUAAACAGUUCAUAAUAAUUAAAUUAAAUAAGCUGAAUACAAGCUGUGUUCUUAUAUUAGGAAAAAAAAGCACUCUAUAUCAUGUAUCAUGUACAUUUUCACAAAUUGCAGUUUUUAUUUUUGAGUGAAAGUUGUGAAUCUAGCAUUUUAUUAUUUCAAUAAUAUAUGAAAAAAAAACCAAUUCACUACAUUUCACAAUAUCGCCAUUUAUAUUUGUGUUUAUUUUCCCCCAUUAUUUCCGAAUGCACAUCUGAAUUUUGCCACUCCUGGAAUACAGUUGUUAUGGUUGUAUAUUCGAAACUAAUUCCAUAGUUUCAAAUCUAUUUUUCAGCUUUAUUUUUAAGAUAUAGAAGGAAAAUUCAACCAUGAAGGCAUCACUUCAUUUUUACGUUUAACUUUUUACCUUAAUAAAGGUUGGUUUAUCGAGUAUUUUGAUAAAUUACAAUUAUUUUUCAGCGCAGAAGCAUGAUUCAUAUCAACACUUGUGUGAACAUGUAUUUAAACCAUCUCAUAUUCCAUGAUAUGUAAAGACAUUUUAUGAGAAAGUCAGACGAUAAGACAAGUCAAACGCUUCCACACUUCCUCAGCAGGGGGCGAGCUGAUGAAACACAAGAUUCACCAGCAAUGCAAAGUUCGAUCGUGAACUUUCGUCUUUUCAUGAUUUGCAUUUCUAACACGAGAAGAAGACUAACUCUGGAUGACUUACAUCUGUACUCUAUCUGUCUGUAUGACGCCCUCUGAGGCCGAGAGGACGAACACGUUUUUCUUUUCUAGCGCCGGAAAUCCACUCCACUUUUUGAAAACUAUGAUGAAGUCUUAAAAUGAUCGGUGUUUAUUUCACAACAGAAACUCAAUUCGAUUGAUGAAUAAAAACCCAAAUACCCUGAAAAAGAGAGUACUUAGUGACAAUUCAGUGACUUUUCGGGGCGGAGGAGAAUAGAAAUGUAAAUUCCACUGAGGUCAGUUUGCAAAUCAUUCCUGUGGUGCGAGAUUCACACUGUAAAGCCUGGGGAGGGGUGUCAGAGGAACAAUCAAUGCAGUGGUGCGUUACCAUGUCAAUGUCCUACUGGUUUGUAAAAUGUGUUAGAAAACCCUGAGAGUUGCAUUAAUAGCGCCCCUUUUCCCAACCCUUAAAUGUAUUCUUUUAUAAAUGUCUAUUUUAGAACAUAAUAUAAUGUCAAAUGCCUGUGCUUUAAAGUGACAUUUUCAAAACUAUUUAAAUAAUACAGGUUUGUUUACGAAAAAAAAAAAAAAAAUACAACUGUGCCUUCAGUCCAGAAGACUUUGACAUGUGAGGAAAAAAAUGUGUUAACCCUUGAAAUAAUUUACUUGUGUGAACAUUUUUGUAGCAGUCUGUUUUAUACAGUAUGUCCUUCAUUA
Messenger RNA from Synchiropus splendidus (mandarinfish), 3344 nucleotides. It is a transcript of the gene tlcd1, whose product is annotated as TLC domain containing 1. Gene Ontology annotation, biological process: regulation of membrane lipid distribution; plasma membrane organization; membrane assembly. The transcript has 4 exons. Bases 224 to 1003 code for a protein of 259 amino acids. Lineage: Eukaryota; Metazoa; Chordata; Actinopteri; Syngnathiformes; Callionymidae. The record is from RefSeq and is a predicted model, not a curated record. Gene Ontology annotation, cellular component: plasma membrane.